GCCAGCGUUAGCUGGACAGUUAAACUGCUCCGGAGCAGGCUAGAGUUCAGACGUCUACGUCACCAUGGUAACUCCAAUGAGUCACGUUGAUGGAAUGAAAUUCUUACUAAAAAAGCCAAACUAACCUAAGAAAGCCAGCCUGAAGCCCUCAUCCGCUUUCAUGGACCAGCCCUCUGCUUCUAGUUUUACUUCCUGUUGUGACUCAGAUCUGUCCUCCGUGUUAAAGCUGAAGCUUCAAAGUCUCUGUGACUGGAUGUGACUUCAGCAGCUGAACUCCAUCAGUGUUGUUGUAGUGACAGAGUGCAGCUCUCCCAGUAGGGGGCGCUCUGCUAUGGAUCAGUGUGAGGACCCAGAGGAGGGAGUCCCUCCCUCUACAACCUCUCUGUGUGGAGAACAGGAAGCUCUGAGGAUGAAGGAGCAGAGACCAGACUCUGCUGGACCCAGCUGUGUGUCCAUGAAGAGUGACCAGUCUAAAGACUUUGUUAACACUAAGGUUGGACAUCCUCCUGAUGGAAGAGGAGGACAGAGUCAGAAGAGAGGACGAGAGAACGGGGAGAGACAUGUGGGAAAGCGCCAAAGGUUGGACCAUGGUGGACUGCACAGACUGACGCCUGGUCUGAGGAAGUACGCCUGUGAGCCGAGAGUGGACACCAAAACGGUGAACGGAUACCUCAAACUGUCUGACGACUACAGGACGGUGACAUGUGUGAUGGUGGAUCAGUCAUAUCCUGAUCAUCCAGACAGAUUUGAUCACUGGUCUCAACUGCUGUGUCGGACUGGUCUCACUGGUCGCUGUUACUGGGAGGUCGAGUGGAGAGGAGACGUGGAUGUAUCAGUGAGUUACAAAGGAAUCAGGAGAGGAGACACUGAUGAAUGUUUGUUUGGACAUAAUGAACAGUCCUGGAGUCUAUUCUGCUCCGAUAAAGGUUACUCUGUCUGUCACAAUAACAGAAGUACAAACAUCUCCUUCUCCUCCUCGAUCUCUGGGAGAGUAUCAGUGUAUGUGGACUGUCCUGCUGGCUCUCUGUCCUUCUACAGCAUCUCCUCUGACACACUGAUCCAUCUCCACACCUUCAACACCACAUUCACUGAACCUCUCUAUCCUGGGUUUGGGAUCUGGUCUUUUGGUUCCUCAGUGUCUCUGUGUGAUGUGCCGGUCUUGGAAACACAAGAUCAGCUGAUCUUAAGUGAGCUGAGUGAUUAUCAGCUGACUGAAGAUGAGCUGACUGAGGAUCAGCUGACUGAGGAUCAGCUGACUGAGGAUGAGCUGACUGAAGAUGAGCUGACUGAGGAUCAGCUGACUGAGGAUCAGCUGACUCUGUGAAGCUGAUCCUCUUAAACCUUGGAAAAAUUCUGAUUUUAAACGUUUGAUGACUUUAACCAGGAACACUGGCUCAUAUAGAACACCUCUAAAAGAAUCUUCUAUUUUUCUUGGUUUUUAUUUCUUUGAUGUUUUGAUGAA
Messenger RNA from Cheilinus undulatus (humphead wrasse), 1462 nucleotides. Its product is annotated as stonustoxin subunit alpha-like. The transcript has 6 exons. Bases 332 to 1324 code for a protein of 330 amino acids. Gene Ontology annotation, molecular function: protein binding. The record is from RefSeq and is a predicted model, not a curated record. NCBI's taxonomy places the organism in Eukaryota, Metazoa, Chordata, Actinopteri, Labriformes, Labridae.